Cimex lectularius (bed bug) is the source of this 1221-nucleotide messenger RNA. It is a transcript of the gene Galphai, whose product is annotated as guanine nucleotide-binding protein G(i) subunit alpha. Gene Ontology annotation, biological process: adenylate cyclase-modulating G protein-coupled receptor signaling pathway. Gene Ontology annotation, molecular function: G-protein beta/gamma-subunit complex binding; GTP binding; G protein-coupled receptor binding. Gene Ontology annotation, cellular component: heterotrimeric G-protein complex. The transcript has 6 exons. The record is from RefSeq and is a predicted model, not a curated record. The coding region runs from base 130 to 1194 and encodes 354 amino acids. NCBI's taxonomy places the organism in Eukaryota, Metazoa, Arthropoda, Insecta, Hemiptera, Cimicidae.
CAUCGGCGGCGAGACGGGUGAGAAUCGUUUCGUCGUGUUCAGUCCGCCGCUUGGGUCCGAUGUUGACGGCAACAUUCAACAGGUGGUCGACAGUCGUUAUUUUGACCCUGGUUUGAUUUCCUUCCUGGGAUGGGGUGCGCGAUCAGCUCUUCGGGCGAGAAGGAAGCCGUCGAACGCUCAAAGAAAAUCGACAAGGAUCUCAGAGCCGAUGGAGAGAGAGCAGCGAGAGAAGUCAAACUACUUUUACUCGGUGCGGGGGAAUCUGGUAAAAGCACAAUUGUGAAGCAGAUGAAGAUCAUCCAUGAGACAGGUUAUUCGAAAGAGGAAUGCGAGCAGUAUAGACCGGUCGUUUACAGCAAUACAAUUCAAAGUUUAAUGGCCAUUAUUCGAGCAAUGGGCCAGCUUAGAAUUGAUUUCGCCGAUUGUACUAAGGACUAUGCCAUACAGUUUUUCACCCUUGCCAGUGCUGCCGAAGAAGGAGAACUUACACCCGAGCUCGUUCAACUGAUGAAAUGGCUAUGGCAGGAUCCUGGAGUCGAACUUUGUUUCUCCAGAUCUCGAGAGUAUCAACUCAAUGACUCUGCUGCUUAUUAUUUAAAUUCAUUGGAUCGAAUUUCUCAGCCAAAUUAUGUACCGACUCAACAAGAUGUACUUAGAACUAGAGUUAAGACAACUGGGAUCAUAGAAACUCACUUUACCUUUAAAGGUCUCCAUUUUAAGAUGUUUGACGUUGGAGGUCAACGGUCUGAAAGGAAAAAAUGGAUCCACUGCUUCGAGGGAGUCACAGCUAUUAUAUUUUGUGUAGCUUUAUCAGGCUAUGAUUUAGUUUUGGCUGAAGAUGAAGAAAUGAACAGGAUGAUCGAGUCCAUGAAGUUGUUCGACUCCAUUUGUAACAGUAAGUGGUUUGUUGAGACAUCAAUAAUUUUGUUCCUCAACAAGAAGGAUCUAUUCGAAGAAAAAAUUACCAAAAGUCCAUUGACAAUAUGCUUUCCUGAGUAUACAGGUUCAAAUACGUACGAAGAAGCCGCUGCUUAUAUACAAAUGAAAUUUGAAAAUUUAAACAAGAGGAAAGACCAAAAAGAAAUAUAUACACACUUUACAUGUGCGACAGACACUAAUAAUAUUCAAUUUGUAUUUGACGCCGUUACAGAUGUAAUAAUCAAAAACAAUCUGAAAGAUUGUGGUCUAUUUUAAGGUGGUUGUUCUAAUUAGAGUUAUUUU